GUUGCCGCCGGGGCCAAGGGAAGUUGGCGACGCGCGACCCGUCCCGGCUGCCCUCGCCGGCACUCGACGCGGCCGCUCCGCCCGCACCCCCCCUCCUCGCGACCCGGGCACCGGCACCGCCCCCGCGGGUCGGCGCAGGCGUCGCCGCGGAGCCGGCGGGACGGCAGGGUGGGCGUGGGGUGCGGGCGGCCGCGGCAGAGCGGAGCGGGAAGCUGCCCGGCCGCCGCCGCCUCUCAUGCCUUCACGGCAACAAAGAACGCGUUGAGCGGCGGGCGGAGGCGCCGGGCCCCUGGCUGUGCCCCGGCAGUGCCGGCGCGGAGGGCAACGGGAGACGAUGGCGAGGAAGGGCGAAGCCUCCACACAUCUCUACGGUGAACCAAGGAAAUUUGACCCGAAGUUCAGAGGACCUAUUCAUAACAGGCACUGCACAGACAUUAUUUGCUGUGUGAUCUUCAUUGUUGUCAUUCUGGGUUACAUUGCAUUAGGAGUUGUGGCUUGGGUGCACGGGGACCCCAGGAAAGUGAUUUAUCCAACUGACAGCUAUGGACAGUUCUGUGGUCAGAGAGAUACCCUCAAUGAGAACAAGACCAUUUUGUUUUACUUCAACAUUCUGAAAUGUGCCAGCCCCGUAGUGUUAAUAAACCUACAGUGCCCUACAACACAGCUUUGUGUCUCAAAGUGCCCAGACAGGUUUGCAACGUACAUUGAUGUUCAGGCUUCCUACAGAUAUAGACCAGAUCAGUGGAAUUACUUCAGGCAGUUCUGCAAACCUGGUUUUAACAAUCCUCGCAAGUCUGUUGCUCAAGUCCUACGUGAUGAAGAUUGUCCUUCGAUGAUCAUUCCAAGCAGGCCUUUUCUGAAGAGAUGCUUCCCAGAUUUCUCCACGAAGAAUGGUGUAUUGACCGUGGCAAAUCAGACUACAUUCAAAGAUGGAAGAGGGAAAACAAGAAAUGUAACUGAUCUCAGGGAAGCUGCAAAUGGCAUCAAUAAUGUCCUGGAUGCAAGAUCAGUUGGAAUGAAAAUUUUUGAAGACUAUGCCAUUUCUUGGUAUUGGAUUUUAAUUGGGCUGUUCAUUGCAAUGAUGCUGAGUCUGCUCUUCCUUGUGUUGUUGAGGUUCACAGCUGGGGUUCUCUUCUGGAUUUUCAUCUUUGGUGUGAUUGGUAUUAUAGGUUAUGGCAUCUGGCAUUGUUACUGGGAGUAUGAUCAUCUUAAAGGAAUACCUGGAUCUGACCUCACUGUUUAUGAUAUUGGAUUCCAGACAGACUUCAAAGUGUACCUGCAACUGAGGCAAACAUGGUUAGCCUUUAUGAUAAUACUUUGUGGUGUUGAGGUCAUUAUCAUACUGAUGCUGAUCUUCCUAAGAAAUAGGAUCCGGAUUGCUAUUGCACUGUUGAAGGAAGGUAGUAGGGCAAUUGGCUACAUAAUGUCUACACUGUUCUACCCAAUCAUCACCUUCUUACUCAUUGCAAUUUGUAUUUCCUACUGGGCUGUGACAGCUGUUUUUCUGGCCACAUCAGGAGAACCUGUGUAUAAAGUAAUGGCUAAUCAAACACUGUGCAAGUAUGCAAACCUGACUUGUAACCCGGAGACUUUUAACACAACCAAUGUGACUAAAUUGUGCCCAGGUGCUCAGUGUACUUUUGCUUUUUAUGGAGGAGAAGGCCUGUACCAUAAAUACAUCUUCAUCUUCCAGUUAGCCAAUGCCUUUGUCUUUCUCUGGCUGGUGAACUUUGCAAUUGCACUGGGUCAGUGUACCCUUGCUGGUGCCUUUGCCUCUUAUUACUGGGCCUAUAGAAAGCCAGCUGAUAUUCCGCUGUGGCCACUCUUCUCUUCAUUUGGACGAGCAAUACGAUACCAUACAGGUUCACUGGCAUUUGGAGCCUUAAUUCUUGCGAUUGUCCAACUUAUUAGAGUAAUACUGGAGUACCUGGAUCACAAACUGAAAGGUACUCAGAACUCCUUCACUAGAUUCCUACUCUGCUGCCUCAAGUGCUGUUUCUGGUGUUUGGAAAAAUUCUUAAAAUUUAUAAACAGAAAUGCCUACAUCAUGAUUGCCAUAUACGGUAAAAACUUCUGCACGUCAGCAAAGGAAGCAUUCUUUUUGCUCAUGCGGAAUGUGGUGAGGGUUGCAGUUCUGGACAAAGUUACAGACUUCCUUCUGUUUCUGGGGAAAAUCCUUGUUGCUGGUGGUGUGGGUGUUCUUGCAUUCUUUUUCUUCACACAGAGAAUACCAGUCUUUGCACAGGAAGUGCCAAUGCUAAAUUACUACUGGGUACCAUUGUUGACAGUCAUCAUUGGCUCCUACCUAGUUGCACACGGGUUCUUCAGCGUCUAUGCAAUGUGUGUCGACACACUUUUCCUCUGCUUUUGUGAAGACCUGGAAAGGAAUGAUGGAUCUACAGCAAAACCCUACUUCAUGUCAGCUAGCCUCCACCGAAUUCUAGGAAAGAAGAAGCUAAGCCCUAAGAAGGCAGUGGGAUAAUGAACACUAAACCUCAACAUCAAAAAGUGUCACUUUUAAGCAAGACAUGUAUAAAGUAGGCAAAAGUAAAAACUGUAAAUGAUGCUUCUGGUUAAUGGGUGAUUCUUUUCUCCUUUUGCAAAAAAAAAAAAAAAGAGCAACAUUGGUAACAUUUAACUAGUUUAAAUGCUUAAGCUAACAGCUGUGAAAACAAGGCCACAUUUUAGUUUAUAGAGUGCCUAUGAAAAGGAAAAUGUAAAUUUGAAACUUUUAUAAGUGUAUAAUGAUGUUUUAAUAACUUUUGUAAUACAAGUUGCUGCAUUAGAUGACAGCAGUUUUGAUAAUGUUUCUUCUUAUAAGUGUAUAUUUGUAAAAGAAUAUCAGGCAAUUUUCUGAAAGCACUAAGUAUAACCUAAUUAGCCAUAAAAAAAAGAUAGUUUGAGACUCUAGCUAACGAGAUGGUACUAAAUUUGUAAAUAUGGUGCUAUGAUUGUAUUUUUUUGUACAAGCUGGUUCACAGCUAUUUAAACUGUGAUUAUACGUGCAUUAAUGAUUCCCUACACUGAAAAAUGUAGUGAUAUUUUAAUCACAUCCACAACUGCAUCUUUUAAGACAUGAUGGUACCCUGCAGGUCCCAAAGAAGAUAGUCAGAAAAGACUUUAGUUGAUACUGCUUAACGUGAAGUUUUCUGGGAGUUGUGCUUAAAAGAUGAUAUAACUGAGAGAAGGUCCCACUGCAGCUGAAGUGAUUUGUGGUUCACACAAAUAAGGUUUCAUCUGGUACAAGAUGGUGAAUGUAUAAUUUUUAGCUGAUGUCUGAGAGAGAUGCACAUGUGUUAAUAUUCCCCUAUCAUUGACAAGUCUCUGAUUGCGUUCUGUUAUAAGGAAGUUGAACUUCACUGAAAGGAAACUAAAUGCACUCUUAUUUUUCAUUGAAAGAAAGUCUUUACCCUGUGUGUGUGCACAGGGAGUUCCAUUGCCUCUGCCUAGCUUAGAAGGGCUCCUACCAAGCCAUUGGAAUGACUGUGCAGGUGCAGAAGGUCAGGUCUGCGCUUCCUGCAUGUCCCUGUGCUCCCAGGGGCUCACACAGUAAGGUACUAGGACAUUGAACUCAAGUCUUCUCAUGGUACAGGAUGAAUUAUUCAACUACUGGGACUACUGAGAUGUUCUGAAAGAUUUAGUUUGCUUUUUGAUUGUUAAAUUGGCCCAGUUACUAGUACUAAAAGUCAUUAUUACACCUGUUGGUAGAAAGCACGUUAACAUUCAGUGUGUUUUAUGACCCUCCCAGUAGUGGAACUGUCACUGCCAUUAAGUAACAGCUCCGCUGUUGGAAAAGGUCUUAACACUGGAGAGUUUCUCAGGUCUGUUACUGCCAAGACUGAGCUAAAAGUAUUUUAAUUUAUUAGUCUCCUGGGGGAGCCAAGGUCCCAGCCAUACUGAGGCCUGCCCCUAGUUUUCAUGGAUUCCAGUGUACUGAAGAAAUUAUUCCAGUACUGUCCACUUUUCAGGAGUGGCAUGUGCCAUACAUUUGCCAGUUCUGUGACAGGAGUUCAGCACCUGGAAAUACGUUCCUAACCCUAGAAGUCCAUUGGUGUCACAAAAAGAAAUGCAAAUUCUUUUUCAGAUGAUUUGAAGGCAAGUUUCUGGGGAAAAUUUACUGACCAUCCACAGCCCAAUGGGAUUUUGCUCUCUAAUUUACAGCUCUGUUUGUGGUAACUGUGAUCACUGCAAAGGCAGUAACACUCUCCUUCAUGCCAUGGGUCUGGGGUCAUGUUGAUACACAAGUGACCACCAUCCAUAUGCUUGCAGUCAUAGGCGUGGUAAGAUCUUGAAAUUCAGUGUCCUGAGGUGCAGGUGGGAGUGUUCUUGUAAGCUUUCUCUGUGGUCCAAUAGGUGCUGGAGCCCUUUUCCUUGAAGCAAAAAUGGGGGGUUCAGUUUUGGACUCAAAUAAUGUAAAAAUAGAGGCAUAUGGUUUCAAAUGUUGCUACUGAUUAUAGGUACCUUUAGAUUUUGGUAACCCCUCCUGAGAUACUCUAGAGUAAACUUGACUUUCAGAAAGGACUGAGAGUCCCACCUUUUGGAAAAAAAGGACUCCUGAGGGAUGAAGUUUUUCUUCAUCUUCAUCAUCAUCAUCAUCAUCAUCAUCAUCAUCAUCAUCAUCAUCAUCAUCAUCAUCAUCAUCAUUCCUUUCUCAUUAUGUGCAUGGCAUGGAUUACACAACCCCCCAUGAUUCUAAUAUUUUCUGAGAAUUUAGUCAGUAACUUUUGGGGGUAUGUGUAACCAUUCUGUGAUUAAAGAAGCUGUUGGUCUCACUACAAUCCAUGUUGUAAACCAUUUUUUUGUUUUGUUUUCAAUACUACUGAUUAAUUUUCAGCUAAAGAAACUGCAUUACAUAAUCUAUAUUUCUACUGGACUUGAGUGUCUUACUGGGAGCUCAACUGAAAAAGCAUAUUUCUGAUUAUAGCUUGCUUUUUUAUCAUAUGAAUGUAACCACAAUGUUUACUAGGAAUAAAACAUUAUAGAAAUAGUAUACAGUUAUUUGAUUAGAAAAUUUUUGUAACAAACCUAUGCAUUUACUAAAGGAAUUUCUAAAAGUGAAAGUUUUAAAUUGUAUUAUUAUUUAUAUAUGAUAAUAUAUAUAUAUAUAUAUAUAUAAAUUUGCUCCUCUCACUAUUUUGUGAAAGUAUUUAGAAUGUACUGAUCAUCAUUUCUGAGGAGAAAAUUUGAAAGCCAUUUUCUUAUGAUAUAAUUACGAGAACUGUGAAAAUACAAAGCAAUACCAUGUAGAUUUUGUAAUAAAUAAUUCAGUAAGUAAGUAGUAAUUAUUUAAUAUU
This is a messenger RNA of Poecile atricapillus (Black-capped chickadee), 5294 nucleotides long. RefSeq names its product solute carrier family 44 member 5 (gene SLC44A5). Gene Ontology annotation, cellular component: membrane. Gene Ontology annotation, molecular function: transmembrane transporter activity. Gene Ontology annotation, biological process: transmembrane transport. The coding region runs from base 335 to 2482 and encodes 715 amino acids. The transcript has 22 exons. Lineage: Eukaryota; Metazoa; Chordata; Aves; Passeriformes; Paridae. The record is from RefSeq and is a predicted model, not a curated record.